GCACGGCAGAGGGCCACACAAUCUCAAGUUGAAGCAGCACCUUUGCCAGUCGACCCCCUCCAUCUUGAAACACAGCAUCAGCAUUUCUCCUCUCGUCGCCUCUAGUCAGCCGGUGGUCAUGGCUCGCGCCGCGUGCUUUUUCGCUCGCCGGUUACUUCAGGACUUGACCGCGCAGUGAAGCAGACGUACACCGGUGGAUUUAUGGUCCGUAGAGUAGCGCGUUGCACACGAAGGAAAUUUGUGGAAGUUUGAGCAGCCGGAGGAUGCAGGGGACGUGUUGGUGCGCGGCGUUCCUCCUCACGCCUGCACUUUACCUGAUUUCAAGCGUGCACUCCACACAUUCAGAGGUCGUCAAAUCCGGAAGCCCCAAAUCUUCUCUCAAACAUGUACGGACAGAAAGCAGUAAGGACAUGUCCAUAAGUAGGCUGUUGUUACAGACUCUGCACGUCAAGGAGAACAACACGGCGCUGGAUCUUCGUUACGAUACCCCGGAGCCCUAUUCGGAGCAAGAUCUGUGGGAAUGGUUGAGGAACUCCACGGAGCUACAGGAGUCACGGCCUCGGGCUAAAAGGCGGCCCAUGGUCAAAACCGGGAAGUUUAAAAAGAUGUUCGGCUGGGGGGACUUCCACUCCAAUAUAAAGACGGUCAAACUCAACCUGCUGAUCACCGGCAAGAUCGUCGAUCACGGCAACGGCACGUUCAGCGUCUAUUUUCGCCACAACUCUACGGGCCAGGGCAACGUAUCGGUCAGUUUGGUCCCUCCGACGAAGAUCGUGGAGUUCGACGUCAUGGCGCAGCAGUCGGUCAUCGACGCCAAAGACUCCAAGUCCUUCAAUUGCCGUAUCGAGUACGAGAAGGUGGAGAAGGGUGCCAAAAACACACUUUGCAAUUUCGACCCGUCCAAGACGUGUUACCAGGAACAAACGCAGAGUCACGUUUCCUGGCUUUGCUCCAAACCUUUUAAAGUCAUCUGCAUCUUCAUUUCCUUCUAUAGCACUGACUACAAAUUGGUGCAGAAAGUUUGUCCGGACUACAACUACCAUAGUGACACUCCUUAUUUCCCAUCUGGCUGAUACUGUAUUUUCAAAUGCAAGAGAAAUGUGUGUUGAGUUUCUAACUUCUGGCAAGAAAUGAACUUUACUGUGACGGGCUAAAUAUGUCAAAAGCUAACAAUACUGAGCCUGUUUUAUUGAAUGAGGAUUAUUUGAUGUAUUGGCGGAUGGAUUUAUCAAUUGGUUAACUGACUGAUUAGAAAACAGAAUAAGAUGGUCGUUUGUGAACAAACCACUGAGGUCCAAUAUACAAUGUUUUUAGAAUCUUGUCAAAUUAGAUUAUUACGUCAAUGUGUUUGUUCAUUCCUGCAACACUCUUAUGAUCAAAUCCCCAUUUAAAAAAAAAAAAAAUUCCGUUGUAUGGUUAAAGGUAAAGUUUGUAGUUCAUUUAUUCACUGCCAGCCAUUUUCAUAGCGACCAAGCCACGUUGGACAGUCAUUUGGCAGCAUUUCGACCGAUUUUUGAAGACCCGCCCUCACAAUAUUCUAAGAAUAAUAUUUUCUUUCAAGAGUGAGCUGACCGUGACAACGGCACAAAAUGUUUUUCGUUUGUGUUCUAUGAUUUUAUGUGUACCUCAUGAAAAGAUACAGUCGAUUCUCUUCUUUCGGCCAAAAAAGAAAGCGCGAUUUGACCGCUUUCUGUUCUUUAGUAUUCAGCGGCAUCGUAGUUUGUUGUUAACUGAAAAUGCAGCCAUUUUUUCCACACACCUUUUAUUUCGAGUCUAAAACUGGGCUGAUCUCAUCACGUCGAAAGCAGCUCAUUAGAGACCGUUGAGAAAGUUGUGAAUCUUUCCGUAGAUGCAGCAGAGGUUUCGAUGGAAUCUCCGUUCCGAAAACAUUUCCUAGAGUUACAUGUUGGGUUAAACGCCAUCGAGAAGUAGCAGCUGUGACGAACGUAUAGCGUGGUCGUAGUACAGUGUGUGUCUGGAAAGAAUAGGGGGGGAUGGAAAAGUCAAGUGAGGGGAAUCUUGCUAACGGCUUGAAAACUGCAAACUUAAAAUUAGUGUGAGCACAUGUGCCCCCAGUUGUAUGGGUAACCCUGAUUUAGCAUUAACGUGACUCUGGAAGACAACCAUGCCUCAGCUUUCACUGUCUUUAGAAUGCAAAUAGUCCAAACAGAUGAUUAUGAACGCAGCAUUAGCUGACCGCAUACCAGAUUACCUGACUGGAAUCUAAUCAUCUGAUAGUUUUGGGGAGAUGAAACUCAUUCGUCGCUACAUAAUAUACAUAGAGUAUAUUAUAGAAAUGUAAUGUAUUUAAUUCUAUAUCUACGUUCUAAUUGUAAAUAGUUUCUUCUCCUGCUGCUUCUGUAUAUGCACCCCAUGACUGUCGGUGUAACUCCUUUCUUGCUUAGUCUACUAGUCCAUCCAGUUGAUGCUUGUUCUUGGUUCUUCUAUCAAAGAAAAUGAUAUUGCUGCCCUAGAUGUGAAUUUACCCGAAACAGCAAUCCUGUACAGAGCCUGUAUGGACAAAAUACACUACGGGGUGUCUGAAGAAACACUCCCAGAUUGAACUCCUUUUCAUGCACUACACUACUACAAAUAUUGAUGCUAUUAAGAAAUAAUAAUUAAAGUCCCAAUGACAUAUGGAUGUUUUUCAAGACGGGACAAUAUAUAGAAGACCUUAGGUCAGCUGUUUGGGUGCUGAUCUUUCUCAUAAAGGUCGACCGAUAUGAUAGUCGGCUAACAUACCGGGCCGAUAGAUUGGCAAAUGAAGUCAAUCUAUCAGAACAUUUGGGGGAUGAUCUUUGUUAAUUCUGGUUUUGCUCCAACUAGUGGCCAGUAUUACAAAAGGGAAAAAUUGAACCACUAAUAUAGACAUUUACUGUAUAUAACGAGUGCUUCAAUUACCUUUCAUAAUCAAACUUCUUAAAAACAAAGCGUAUUGGCCUCAAAUAUCAGCACGCAAAAUCAGCUUAAAACAUUGCAAACGGCUGAAUUUAUUUUUGCUAGAAAUCUUUAUCGGCAUCAGCCUUUAAAAAAAAUCCCGUAUUGGUCCACCCCUAAUAACCAGUGGUGUUAAUCUUACUUUAAAAAAAGUAAUUCAUUACAGUUACAAAUGACUUCUCCCAAAAAGUAAUUGAGUUAGUAACUCAGUUACUUGAAUGUAAGAGUAAUUAGUUACUUGGCAAUGUAACUGGCAUUACCUUUCAUGUUUGUUUGUUUUUUCCAUUCCAAAAAAAAAAAAACCAAAAACAUAGUAACCUUUGCUAUGUUUGGAAGUCAUUUAAUGUUGUGAAUAAACUGUUAAAGUUGUUACAAUUGCUCCCUUUAUUGCAUUAGUUCCCUUCUGUCUACUUUCGACAUGUGAACGUUUUAAACCUGUUUCAUCAUUUAAAGAUAGAUUCAACUCAAAAUGUUGCCGAUUUAAGAGUAUUUUAGAUACAAAGUUACUUAGGUUCGCUAGGAAGGUUCUCUACAACAGAGCCUUCCUGAGAAGUCUACUGCUUUAAGAUGGCGGCUAUUUACUAACGCCUAGGGUUGCCACCUGUCCCUUAAAAUAAGAAACGAUCCGAAAUUGGGAAUUAAAUGUUGCGUUACGCAUUGAACUAAUAAGGAAUAUAAAUGAAUAGAUGCAUUUCUAUGCAUUUUAGGAGUUUUUUUCUCUGCCUGUACAGCUUUGGGCGCGAGGGGGGCGUCCCGUAUUUCUUAUUUCUGAAAGGUGGCAACCCUACUAAUGCCGCCGUGUCUGUCAUUUGGCAUCUAGUUCUCUAUACAUGUGAUAUCUAUCAUGUGGGUGGAGUUUGUAGGCUACAGUCAGGUAUUAUUGGAGCCACCUAGCAUCGCGUUUGCAACGCCGUCACAACUCCCUUCCCUCCUCCCCACUCCCCGCUGUGCUCUCUCGUCUCCGUGAGUCCGUGUCUCUCGCAGACUUUUCCCGUGUCAUUCAACCAACGUCGUAACGCACGCCUUUACAUCCUCAGUAACGGUAACAGCGUUGCCAAGAUGAGAAAAGUAAUUAAUUAGAUUACUCACAACUGAAAAAAAUAACGCCGUUAUAAUCUAAUGCCGUUAUUAACAUCACUGCUAAUAACAAUAGAUUAAAUUGAUGUUGUGCCUUUUAAGGAUUCACCGAUUAAAAAAUUAAUGUGUGUUUGAUUAACAUUUCUGCCUUGGAAAAUCACCAGCACACAACCCUCAUAAGGAUAAGAGGUAGAGGGAAUGGACAGAUUAUUAAAGGGAACUUGACAUGUCAGUUCUGUAUGCUUUAUUUCAAUGUUAGCUCAUAUAUACACGUAUUGCCCCGAAUAUAAGAAGGUGUUUUUUGCAUUGAAAUAAGACUGAAAAAGCGGUGGUCGUCUUAUAUUCGCGGUCUAGACGUUAUACCCAUUCACGACGUUAGAUGGCGCCAGAUAUCAUUGAAGCGAUGUUCUGUCAUGACAGAUCUCAGCUACUCUCCAGUUUAACCAGUUUGCAUUAUUUUAUUGCAAUUUGUUUCAAGACUACAGUUAGACUUCACUUUGAUGGUUAAUGCAGUUAUUGCAAUUGUGUUGUUUUAUCACAAUAGAUUGGUUUAUUUACAUUUCAAAAACCGGAAGCCAUUUAAUUUAAGAAUGUGAUCACACUUUAGUUGACAUAUUUAAAUGUUCAGAUAUUAAGAUUUGAAUGAGGCAAAAUAACAUGCUUUUUCUCUCAACUGUAUUGUUAUAAUCAUUUGUUUCAGAGGUACUGUAAUUAUUUUUCUGUAUAAAAAUUAAUUUGGUGUUCAAAAAGUAGUUUUUUUUUCAAACUUGAGUCUUGAAAAAGAGGGGGUCGUCUUUUAAUCAGGGCCGUCUUAUAUUCGGGCCAAUACGGUAAUAUACAAGUUUUGAAAUAAUUUUUAGAUGAAAAACUAUUUCGACACGAGUCGCUAUUGUUGUUUACGUCACAAUGGUGCCGCCGUAAACGCGGAGGACAAUUAUUCGUUGCUGCGCUUCGUUUUUUUUUCGCAUUACUAACACCAGCCACCAGAGAACAAUGUCAACUCAAAAAAAAAAAAAAAAUCUCUCCUACUGGGAAGAAUUGAUAUUUUGGUGACACGUUAAUGCUGCCCUUUCCUGCGCACACAUUUUUGUAAGUUAGUCUAUGUCUUGAUUUUUCCACUCGACAAGUAGUAUUUAACAUGUUUAUGAUACCACAUAAAGGCAGCAUACAGUUGUGGUCAAAAGUUUACAUACACUUGUGAAGAACAUAAUGUCAUGGCUCUCAUGGGGUUUCUACUUACAAACUGCAAACAGUUUGCAACAGUGCAAACAAUUGUUUGCACUGUUGCUCUUGGGACCUGCAGCUGUUUUGAAAAGGCUCCAAGUGACUUUCCUGACUUGUUCAAGUCAAUGAUUCGCUUUUUCAGAUCCAUGUAUGUAUAUUUUUGACCCAGCAGAUUUGAUCACUUUUUUUGUUAACCCAUAAUAAAGUCAUAAAAGAACCAAACUUCAUGAAUGUUUUUUGUGACAAAGAAGUAUCUGUUCCAAUCACUCUAUUGGAGAAAAAUCAGAGUUGUAGAAAUAACUGGAAACUCAAGAGAGCCAUGACAUUAUGUUCUUCACAAGUGUAUGUAAACUUUUGACCACAACUGUAAGUGGGCUGACCCACCUCACCCUUUUUACACUGCUGGCCAGAAGUAUUGGCACCCCUGCAAUUCUGUCAGAUAAUGCUCAAUUUCUCCCAGAAAAUGAUUGCAAUGACAAAUGUUUGGCACUAAUAUCUUCAAUUAUUUUAUUUGCAAUGAAAAAACACAAAAGAGAAUGGGAAAAAAAUUAAAUCACUAUCAUUUUACACAAAACUCCAAAAAUGGGCCAGACAAAAGUAUUGGCACCCUUUGAAAAAUCAUGUGAUGCUUCUCUAAUUUGUGUCAUUAACAGCACCUGUUACUUGCCUGUGGCACCCAACCGGGUAUGGCAAUCACUAAAUCACCCUUGUAGCCAGUUAAAAUGGAUUAAAGUUGACUCAACCUCUGUCCUAUGUCCUUGUGUGUACCACAUUGAGCAUGGAGAAAAGAAGACCAAAAAACUCUGAGGACUUGAGAAGCAAAAUUGUGAGGAAGCAUUGGCAAUCUCAAGGCUACAAGUCCAUCUCCAAAGACCUGUAUGUUCCUGUGUCUACCGUGCGCAGUGUCAUUAAUAAGUGUAAAGCCCAUGGCACGCUGGCUAACCUCCCUACAUGUGGACAGAAAAGAAAAAUUGACGAGAGAUUUGAACGAAAGAUGGUGCGGACGAUGGAUAAAGAACCUCAAAUAACAGCCAAACAAGUUCAAACUGUCCCGCAGUCUGAGGGUACAACAGUAUCAAGCCGUACUAUCCGUUGGCGUCUGAAUGAAAAGGGACUCUAUGGUAGAAUACCCAGGAAGACCCCACUUUUGACCCAGAGACAUAUAAAAGCCAGGCUGGAGUUUGCCAAAACUUACAGUACUUGAGAAAGCCAAAAACGUUUUGGAAGAAUGUUCUCUGGUCAGAUGAGACAAACGUAGAGCUUUUUGGCAAAAGACAUAAACAUAGAGUUUUCAGGAGGGGAAAAACGAGGCCUUCAAAGAAAUGAACAGUCAAACAUGGCGAAGGUUCCCUGAUGUUUUGGGGUUGCUUUGUUGCCUCUAGCACUGGACUGCUUGACUGUGUGCAUGGCAUUAUGAAGUCUGGAGACUACCUACAAAUUUUGGAGCAUACCGUAAAGUAAAAAGCUGGGUCUCCCUUGGAGGUCAUGGUUUUUCUAGCAGGACAAUGACCCAAAACGCACUUCAAAAAGCUCUAGAAAAUGGUUUGAGAGCAAGCACUGGAGACUUGUAUAGUGGCCGGACCUGAAUCCCAUAGAGCACCUUUGGAGAGAUCUUCCAAUCUCAGAGACCUGGAGCAUUUGGCCAAAGAAGAAUGGUCUAAAAUUCCAGCAGAGCAUUGUAAGAAACUCAUUGAUGGUUGUUGGCAGUUAUUUUGUCUAAAGGUUGUGCUGCCAAGUAUGCCAAUACUUUUGUCCGGCCCGUUUUUGGAGUUUUGCAUAAAAUGAUAAUGAUGUUGGUGUUUUUUUAUUGCAAGCAAAAUCAAUGAAGAUAUUACUACCAAAGCAUUUGUAACUUCAAUCGUUUUCUGGGAGAAAUUGAGCAUUAUCUGCCAGAAUUGCAGGGGUGCCAAUACUUUUAGCCAGCAGUAUAGCUAAGACGGUUCACACUGCACGUCACGAGCACCAAACAAACCCAUGGUUGGCUGUGCCGUACGAGAGUUUGAGUUGUUCUGCCUUUGGCCAGAGACUUCUCCUGUUUGUGAAUGUGUUGUUAGGAGUUUAGGUACCUCAUCUUCCUUGAAACUGAAACCUUAAACAGGAUCAUUUAAAAUAAAUGACAGUAUUUGGAUCUGUUUGAUCUUCAUGCCAAUUUAAACUAAAAUCGGUAUACUGAUACUGACAUUUUUUUCCUAGCACAUCAAGUUUUUUUCUCCACACCUUAUGUACUCACGAUUAAUACUUGCACAAAAUUAUAAUUACAGUAAGAAAAUUGUUCGUGUUAAAUCAUCAUUGCUGCCAUGCUUGUUUAUGUCAUAUUCAUUUCUGAUUUAUAUGUGUAAUAAGCACAUUAAUGAGUUUGUUUUUAAUUUGUUUAAAAAAAAAAAAAAAAACUGGACCAGUUUUGGAUUCCUCACACCAAAAACCGAUUUGAAAUCAGCUGUCGGACAUAACACAAGGUACAAAUUGUGCUCCCCAGUGUCACUGACACCGGAGGAGUGUGUGAGGACGUGGACCAAAAAGCAGGGAAACGGAGAGGCGAAGCAAGGUGGAGGUGAACUCCAAAUGGUUUAAACGAUAAACAAAAGUCCAAAAAGCAAAGUACAACCAAACUCAAGGAGAACAACAAAAACAGGAAUCAAACUUACUUUGGGAAAAUAAAUUCAAGGGCUUGGAGGUAUGAAUAGACCUUGGGAUAGAGACUUGGAUUGACAAUGACCCAACGAGAACAGACAGUACAUGGGGAACUUAAAUACAGACAUGCGGUGCAGAGGUUGCGCUAGACUUUUUCGUUGUCUGUCAUUUUGACUGACAGGGUCAUAAAAAUCCGGUCAUAAUCUAUUUUUACCCGUCACUUAAAUUUUAAAAAUGAUAAUAAUGACAUAUUCAAUAGCAGUGUUGGUCAAAAGUGGUGCGUUACUUACUCAACUCUGAAUAAAUUGAAGAAACUACCAGCCAUGUUGUGUCUACUCUCUGCUCUGUUGAUUUGUCAUCCAAGACUCGGGGUGCGUUCAGGUUUGAGAAUAGCACACGUACUUCUGACUCCAAGCUGUUUGUCCCUGCUCAUUCAAUUAGGCUACGUUCAUACUACAGGUCUUAAUGCACAAAUCCGAUUUUUUUUUGGUCAUAUCCGUUUUUUUGGCGUGCCCGUUCAGACUGCCUUUGUCCAUUGAGACCAUUCAAGUAUUACGCAUGCGCUCUAAUUCGCAGUCCGACACGCGCCGGUGCGCAGAAGCAUCAAAACAAAUGACAAGUCAUCCGUCAUUCCAGGGCUAUCAUAUUUUGCUUUUCAAAAGGAGGACACAAAUAACAGACAUAAAUAAUCCCCGUUUAGGCUUAUAUUCACAGUUUAUAUGGAUCGAUAGCAUGCACGCACUGUCCGUGCAUGUCACACACACAUACGGGCAGUUUGCCCCGACUCUCCAAGACGGGCUGCAGCCAGACCCCUCUCCCGACUCUCGGCCGUGUAGGAAAUGUUGAAAUAUAGCUCACAUAGAGGAGAGAGAGAAAACCGAUCAUUCUCAUGCUUAUCCUCAACCCAUUUUAAUUUUUUUAUGACUGUUUGUCAAGCCCAGCCCUUCCCCAAAAGCCGUGUUCACUGCAAGCUAGGCGCUAAUAACGCACAACUGAAAUCGGAUUUCGGACACUGGACGGUACAGACAGUCUGGAAAAAUGUGGCCCAGAUCAGAUUUGAACCACAUAAAAAAAUGACCCAGAUCGGAUUUGAAAUGGUCCACUUCUAUGCGACUUGUCCCGUUCAGACCGUCAAGUUAAUGCCUGACUGGAGUCGGAAAAACACGAAAAAAUUGGAUUCGUGCAUUAAGACCUGUAGAAUGAACGCAGCCUUAGACAAUGCUCUCCAAAGCUUCCAAACGUUUCCGUGUUUGCUACACCUGAAUGCUAGUUCGGACAUUUUUCCGAGAAAGGCCAGCGACGUCAUGCAUCAAGAGAGACAAUAGCUUAUAAAUAUGCUCACUCGCCAUCCUGUGGUCUGGGGUGUGAAUUGCAACCUGUCAAAAUGACGGAUGGACUUCAGUUUUUUCCGUCACCGUUUUAAAAAAACGGUCAACGACGGAAAAUAUUCGGUUAACGCGACCCCUGGGGUAACAAGACAAUGAGACCCGAGUGGUUGAUACAAGAGGCAGCGGAUUGGUCAAGACCAGUGUUGGGCAUGUUACUUUAAAAAAGUAAUUAGUUACAUUACUCACUACUUCUUCCAAAAAGUAACUGAGUUAGUAACUGAAUUACUCUAUAGUAAAAGUAACUAGUUACCAGCUAAAGUAACUAUUUCUGUUACUUUAAAAACAACUUGUUGUAUGUCAAAGAAUUUUCUGAGCAGUAUUCGAGUCAGUGGAAUAGAGAAGAACAGACAGGUAGUUAACUUGUUAGGUGCUUCAGCAGAUUUGAAUUGCUUACCACAGAUGUCGACAAACGCUUUGCCCCGGGAGAUAAAUUACACAUUACAUGCAGGUUCUUUCCUUUAAUCUCGACAAACUUGAAAUAGUGUCUAUAUCUCCACCUCUUAAAGGACCAUUUUUCUUCUGAAUGGUCUGCCAUCCCGACCCUGUGCAUCUGUUUUGCGUGUGUGUGUUUGCCGCACCCGCUGUUCCGGUUUGCUUGUGAAAUCACCGGCUUUGAUUGGCUUACCACGACACAUGACUCUAACCCUCAGCCAAUCCCAAUCACUUCCAUCGCAUCUCUCGAGGGGCUGCAUUUAGGUAGGCUCGUUUCUGGACAAUUCACGUCACCUUCAAAGCGUCUGCCGUCCUCAAGAUGGAAGCAGAAUUAUUGCUGGCUGACAGUGGGAGAUGGGAACGAGGCUAGCAUCAGGUGUAGCAAACAGAGAAACGUUAUCAAACUUUGGAAAGCAUUGUCUAAUUGAAUGAGCAGGGACAAACAGCUUGGAGUCAAAAGUACGUGCGCGAUUCUCGAACCUGAACGCACCCCAAGUCUUGGAUGACAAAUCAACAGAGCAGAGAGUCGACUCGACACGGCUGGUAGUUUCUUCAAUUUAUUCAGAGUAAGUAACGCACCGCUUUUGACCGUCAGUAACGGUAACGGCGGAAAAAGUAAUGAGUUAGAUUACCCCGUUACUGAAAAAAUAACGCUGUUACGUAACGGCGUUAUUUAUAACGGCGUUACUCCCAACACUGGUCAAGACAUAAGGAGCAGGCCACAACAGGGGAAAUCACAAUGACCACUCACACACGAGGACACAAGCUGAAUGACAGUGACAGAGUGCAGUGUUUGUAAAUAAGACGAUAUCGCCGUUUGAAAUCAGGGAGUGUUUUUAAGGCCACCCUGUAAAAUGUAUGUAUUCCUAAUAUUUGUCUUUAUCGGAGGAAAAGUUGGAUAUGAAUAAAAUGAAUAAAACUAUAGUACAUUUUACUGUCAGACUGAUAUGUUGCUCUGUAAUAUUCAUCAUUCAUGCAUCAGGUUUGUUCAUUUACUGUUCUUUUCAAAACAAAUUCACCGUGUACUUUUUGCUCAGGAAAAUUAAAUGAUUGCUUUUCAUGAUCAUCAAUGGGCCUCUGCAUAAUUCAUUAUAGAUGAGGAUUUAGAAAUCACGCUAUCAUCUACAGCA
Corythoichthys intestinalis (scribbled pipefish) is the source of this 10819-nucleotide messenger RNA. It is a transcript of the gene nxph1, whose product is annotated as neurexophilin 1. The transcript is spliced from 2 exons. The coding region runs from base 264 to 1073 and encodes 269 amino acids. Lineage: Eukaryota; Metazoa; Chordata; Actinopteri; Syngnathiformes; Syngnathidae. The record is from RefSeq and is a predicted model, not a curated record. Gene Ontology annotation, molecular function: signaling receptor binding.